CAGCGCCUGGAAUCUGCCUAAGACCUGGACGUUUGGGGGAAACAGGAGGAUGGGAAUUUAAUGUUUGCUUUUGCAUUGUUUUAUUUGCUGCCUCCCAUCCCCCACAAAUCCCUGUUUCCUCGAGUUCGUUGGUUUAAGAUUUUAAGGAGACACAAUGCAGACUCGGGAAAAGGCAGCUGCCGUCCACAGCCGCUGUGCGCCUGCAGGGGGCAGCAGAUAUCUGCGUCCCGUGGUUUGUCUAGUGCUACUUCCGUAGCUUGGGAGCUAGCGCCACAGAGAAGGGUCCGGAAGGGUGAUAUCAAGAUGUCUGCCCCGCUGCUCCUCGGGGCCUUUGUGCAGGAGCGACUGACAGCUGCGGCCGAGGAAAUACUGGAGGUUUUUCAGAGGACGAUAGAAAAGUACGAAGAGGAGGCGUCCAGCUCCAAGCAGGAGAUCGAGAGGCUCAGGGGUCUGCUGCAAGAGUUUUCAAGCCGAGGAGAGGAAACUCCCCGCGAGCAGCGCUCAAACACCGAGCCGGAGGCGGAGGCGAGCCUCGGCGACGAUCAGAGGGACCCGGAGCCUCGAAUCAUUAAAGAGGAAGAUCAGGAGUUCUGGGCCCGUCAACAAGACGCGGAGCCGGGUGGAGAGCUCAACGAUGCUAGUGACUUGUAUCUCCCGCAGCCAGCCGCCCGGCAGACCCGCGGGAAGGAGGACACAAAACCGCUCUUGCAACCUCGGACUCACAACGGAGAAAGGGAGGAGCAGACUCAGGCGUCACGAGAAACUAGAACUGUACAGUGCAUUCUACCUUUCCCCUCAUCGCCGCCUUCGCAAACUCAGAUCCAAAAUGACGGGAUCCCACACGGUCGGGAACGCGAGAGACCUGCCGCAAGUUCUAUGUCGAGGACAGAACAAACCCAGAGGUCAAUUGUCCCCACCAGAGAGUCCACCGAGCUAUCUCGUUUGACUUCAGUUGCACCCGGCUGUCAUUGCUAUUUGUGCGAUAAAUCUUUUUCCUCCAACUAUCACUUGAUAAAUCACGCAUUUCGCAUGCACGCGAAGGAUGCGGGUUGUCUCUGCGCUGUGUGUGGAAAGAGGCUAGAUUCCCACGAUGGUCUGGACGUGCAUCUGAAAUCACACAAGGCCUCGAAAUGUUGCCACGUGUGCGGCAAACACUGCAACAGCACCACGGCCCUGGCUGAACACAUGACCAGCCACACCGGGGUGAAGCUGCACCGCUGCCACGUGUGUGGGAAAGAGUGCAGCCGGAAAGGGGAUUUGAAGAUACACAUGAGGAUCCACACAGGCGAGAAGCCCUUCUGCUGCUCCUUCUGCUGUAAAAGUUUCACCCACAGCGGACACCUGCGGAAGCACAUGAGAAGCCACACGGGAGAGAGGCCGCACCGCUGCAGUGUCUGCGGCAAAGGAUAUCUACAGAGCGCGCACCUCAAAUACCACCUAGGGACUCACACUCAGAAAUAUUGAUAUUUCUUCGUCCAGUGGGGGCCAAACCUUCCAUCCUCCUGACAUUUUUUGCGAAAUAAUGCACUGAAGAGACAGUUUUCUUGAAGGUCUUUAAAAGACGGCGGAUCGUGACAGAGACACAUUUUAUCAACUGACUUGCUAACUCAUAUUUAAGAGCAACUCUCGGGUAACCACUUGAAGUAUGCUCAACGCAGGAAUGGCAAAUUUAAAGGAAACAAUUUACCCCACAUCUGCUACAUUCUUCAUUCUCAGAAAACUGCUCGCGUCCUUUGACAUUUUUGGAAUCCUGCCGGAGCAGGAACCAAAACUGCAGCACCCCCGAUGAAUCUGUGGUGUAACAUCCUAUCAAAUGCAAAAGUUUGCUUACACUACCUCAUUUUGAAUUACACAUAUUGCCUCCCUUCACACUAUUAAUCAUUAAUCAGUUGUGCUUACAUGCAUAAUAUAUCCAACAGUGAUUCCAAAACACAUCUCAGAGUUUGUGUGUUCACCCUCGUUCUGCUCUGAUCCAACUUAAAAGACCGUGGGUGUCUUUUUGCCAGUUUAAAGUAAUAGGAAUAUUUAUUUAUUUAAUUUUUUUCAGUUGUGGUCAAAGGGAAUAUUUUGAUCUUUCGUCUUUCAGUUCCAGGAAAAUAUUUGCUCUGUUAGCAGUUUUAUAAAUACAGGCCCUGAUGUUUGCGAUAUUUUCCCUUUUACUGUUGAUAUGACCUUUGUUCUGGAGGGAAAUCAUUACUCUUCAACAACAGCCAGUAUGUGCUUCUUGCUUUUCCAGCGAAGCCUUUAAAUUUUGAGUAAUUACACUGUUGUUAACAUUAAGAAGAUAAAGAGUCUUUGUCAUUAUUGGUUUGGAUAAGACUUUCUAUAAACAGAACUUAACCAAGAACGAAGUGGAAUGUGAACAUGAAGCCCUUUGAACGCGUCACUGAUCAUGUCAGGUUUUAUGCAGCAGGUGUUCUGUUCCCCUCAGCAGCCACAUGUCUCAUGCAAAUAAAAUAAAAAAACUGACAACUUCCCCAGCUGGGCACUGAAUUGUUCAACAAAAAUGUAUAUUUUGCUCUAUUGUAUUCUAGAUUAUACUUAUUUGAACAGGUCCAUAAUUUCCUAGGACAUUUCCUGUAAGGAAACAUUUGAUUCUACAGAGAAAAGUAGAUUUUCAGUGUGUAGAUAUGUAUUUUUGAUUUUUUUCCCCCUCUCGUGUGAAAAGAAACAACACUUUUUUUGCUUGUAUAUAGUUCAUAUGGCGGAUGAGUUGGAAAACAGAAAAGUAGGUUUUCACAUUAAAUGUAUUUUCUCAGGUGUUAUGGUGCAAAACAAUAAACACAGUCAGUAGAAAGUGGGAGAAAAUAAAGCUAAUUGAAGAGGAAGUGCUGUAAGUGAAAGCCCAACAACUAAAACUACCACCGUUUUUAGAGAUUUGAACAGAAAAUAAGUUAAAGGGUUCAACAACAAAGCUGUUGAAUCAUUCCGUCAUUCCUGAAGUCUGGUGGUCAUCACAAAGUGGUAAAAGAAAAGAAAACGUUGGAGAAUGACAGAUACAUCCCUGCACCUUGACAACAUGUAGAAGAUAAGGAAAUGUCCUGGAGACUGUCUGACCUUCCUGCACUUUUAAAGCAAAGAGUUGAUACAAAUCUGCAGCUAAUUAGUUUACAUCUGUAGUUGUAGUUUAAAUAAAAGCAAAUCAUAUUGUUCAUAUUGAGCCUCUUUUGGCAAAGAUUCAAUUAACUUAAGCCCCCUUUGCAGAUAAUAAGCACUAUAUAGAUAUUCAAGAAAAUGGCUUGAACACAUUUAGUUGAACAUAAGAACAAUAAUGUGUUAAUCUCCUAUAAAAACAUGUUUUUUUAAAUA
This is a messenger RNA of Scophthalmus maximus (turbot), 3309 nucleotides long. Its product is annotated as zinc finger protein 184. The record is from RefSeq and is a predicted model, not a curated record. Gene Ontology annotation, molecular function: RNA polymerase II cis-regulatory region sequence-specific DNA binding; DNA-binding transcription factor activity. Gene Ontology annotation, biological process: regulation of transcription by RNA polymerase II. The coding region runs from base 61 to 1464 and encodes 467 amino acids. NCBI's taxonomy places the organism in Eukaryota, Metazoa, Chordata, Actinopteri, Pleuronectiformes, Scophthalmidae. The transcript is spliced from 3 exons.